This is a messenger RNA of Zophobas morio, 781 nucleotides long. RefSeq lists its product as uncharacterized. The transcript has 9 exons. Bases 5 to 781 code for a protein of 258 amino acids. NCBI's taxonomy places the organism in Eukaryota, Metazoa, Arthropoda, Insecta, Coleoptera, Tenebrionidae. The record is from RefSeq and is a predicted model, not a curated record.
AGUUAUGCCUUCAGAAGAGAGUCAGUUAAGCAAGAGACAUCAUCUUGAGGAUCCAACAAGAAAAACGAGUAACCAGAAAUUACAAACACCUCGAAGUGAUGCCGAAGUUCUCUCCUUGUUUGGCUAUUCGAAAGAAAAAUCAACGAUUACUUGCUCGUUGGAUAAUUCUGAAGUGAUCCACAAUAAUAACCUCGUAGGCUUUAGCCCUCAUGAUCUCGCGCUUUGCUUUCCCGACAAAAAUCUAAUUGCUAGAGGACCUCCUCUGCCUUCUCCUUUAGCUUUGCAUUUUGAGAGUUUUUUUCAGUACCAGCAAACUUAUUGUAACAUCCUGCGUGAUUACCUCAAUUUUGUGACUUAUAAAACUGCUCGGAUUUACCACGAGAUCCUCUCAAGUGUAGAUUUCUCACCAUCUUUAGGAGUAGAUUUAAUUAAUUCAGCAAUCAAGUCAGAAAAGAUUCCAUUUUGCGAGCAUGGAAAAGUGGAGCUUGCUUUACUGGGAAACUCGCCUUUUUCCAACGGAGAACCCGUGCACGCGAUUCGUGUCUGCCACGCUAGUACAGAAGUGCAAUGUUACGAAAACUUAAGCCGCCACAUGGGGGACUCUACCACUUGUCCCAUUUAUGACUUUCUUUUAGGCCGGCAGACGCAGAGCGGCACACCCACGCGGACCCUGCACAUAUCUGUGUCUCAAAAGUUUGAGUUGGUUGAGUCUUUUAUAACUAAAUAUGCACUUAACAACGACCAAUCAUUGGCUCUGAAAAGGCUGGCAGACAUGGUGUGA